AUGGCAGAGAAAAGUCCGUUACCAUUAGGGCUCACGCUCCGGAAGACUCCAUCGCUGCUGGAUCUCGUGUCGCGUUUGAUCUCUCCAACGGUUGCUAGGGCUCCGGUUCCUGACAAGCGUAGUGCCGCAAAUGAGGGAGAAAUCGUCGCAAAGUUCUACUAUGCAAAACGAAGGUUGAUAUGGGAAAUUCUGGAGAGGGGGCUCAUGAACAAGAUGGAAAUCCAAUGGGGCGAUGUCACAGGGUUGCAUGCAAGUUUGUCAGAGGGAACAGAGCACACUUUGCGAUUCGCUUGUGGUGUCCUCAACAAGCACUUUGAGAGGCUUAUGAAAUAUGAUGAGCGAUUGCGGAGCAUUUCGACAUUGCAAACUUUGAAUCCCGACCAAGCUACUGAUCACCAGCAAAUGCCAUUAGCUCUUCAAGAACAAUCCCGGCCGUUAUCUCAGGUUCAGUUUUCCGAUUCUCGUGAUGUUUCUCCUGACCAGAGCCUCGCUUGCGCAGUGAUGAAUCUGCCAUGCAUCGACGAGAAUCAAGCCAUGGCAAUGAUGGACAACAGAACGAUGAUGAACAGCGGUGCAAGCUGCUGGUCAGACUACGAUUUCGCCGCAUCCGCCACUGCGCUCUCAGAUUUCCUGGUCGAAGAUCACGUCGCGGGCACGAGCCGGCAGAGCUCAAACCCACAGGUCCACCAAAGCCCAACCAAGGCGUGGCUGGGCGAAGCCGAUCUUGAGAGCUUCAUGAUGUGCCCAACAGAUCAAGAUCACUUCGUGCCGGACCAAAAUCAGACAUAUAGUCCGGCAAAUCCUUUGACAACACAAGCAGCAGCAGCAGCAGCGGUGGAAGCAAACUUUCCACACCCGCAGAUGCCGCCCGAGGAAGUUAGUGUGAUUUCAAGAAAGUUUUCUGCAGGGGAUUUGCUGGUCAACCUCCCGAGAGUUGCGUCGCUCCCCGAGUUCUUCAACGUCUUGUAG
Molecule: messenger RNA, 969 nt
Organism: Selaginella moellendorffii
Lineage: Eukaryota; Viridiplantae; Streptophyta; Lycopodiopsida; Selaginellales; Selaginellaceae
Exons: 4
Coding region: 1-969 (322 amino acids)
Source: RefSeq, a predicted model, not a curated record